Messenger RNA from Jaculus jaculus (lesser Egyptian jerboa), 3574 nucleotides. It is a transcript of the gene Srp72, whose product is annotated as signal recognition particle 72. Gene Ontology annotation, cellular component: signal recognition particle, endoplasmic reticulum targeting. The record is from RefSeq and is a predicted model, not a curated record. Gene Ontology annotation, molecular function: ribosome binding; 7S RNA binding; protein binding. Gene Ontology annotation, biological process: SRP-dependent cotranslational protein targeting to membrane. Bases 28 to 2049 code for a protein of 673 amino acids. The transcript has 19 exons. NCBI's taxonomy places the organism in Eukaryota, Metazoa, Chordata, Mammalia, Rodentia, Dipodidae.
CCGCGCCCCUCCCGCGACUCCUCCAAGAUGGCGAGCGGCGGCGGAGGCAGCGGGGGGGUUUCGGUGCCUGCGCUGUGGAGCGAAGUGAACCGUUAUGGCCAGAACGGCGACUUCACGCGCGCCCUCAAGACCGUCAACAAGAUAUUGCAGAUCAACAAGGACGACAUCACCGCCCUGCACUGUAAGGUAGUGUGCCUGAUUCAGAACGGGAGUUUCAAGGAAGCCCUGAAUGUCAUCAACACCCAUACCAAAGCGUUAGCAAGUAACUCUCUGUCCUUUGAGAAGGCAUAUUGCGAAUACAGGCUGAACAGAAUAGAGAAUGCCCUGAAGACAAUAGAAAGUGCCAACCAGCAGACAGACAAACUAAAGGAGCUUUAUGGACAAGUGUUGUACCGUCUGGAACGCUAUGACGAAUGUCUAGCCGUGUAUAGAGACCUCGUUCGAAACUCCCAAGAUGAUUAUGACGAGGAGAGGAAAACAAACCUUUCAGCAGUUGUUGCAGCUCAAAGCAACUGGGAAAAAGUGGUUCCGGAGAACCUGGGCCUCCAAGAAGGCACACACGAACUGUGUUACAAUGCUGCGUGCGCGCUCAUAGGACAAGGCCACCUGAACCAGGCAAUGAAAAUCCUGCAGAAAGCUGAAGAUCUUUGCCGCCGUUCAUUCUCAGAAGAUGCUGAUGGGACUGAGGAGGACCCCCAGGCAGAACUGGCUAUCAUUCAUGGUCAGAUGGCCUACAUUCUGCAGCUUCAGGGCCGCACAGAGGAGGCUCUGCAACUUUACAAUCAGAUAAUAAAGCUGAAGCCCACAGAUGUGGGACUACUGGCCGUGAUUGCAAACAACAUCAUUACCAUUAAUAAGGACCAAAAUGUCUUUGACUCUAAAAAGAAAGUGAAGUUAACCAAUGCAGAAGGAGUCGAGUUUAAGCUUUCUAAGAAACAACUGCAAGCAAUAGAAUUCAACAAAGCUUUACUAGCUAUGUACACAAACCAGGCAGAACAGUGCCGCAAAAUAUCUGCCAGCUUGCAGUCCCAAAGUCCUGAACGUCUGCUGCCAGUGUUGAUCCAGGCUGCCCAGCUCUGCCGUGAGAAGCAGCAUGCGAAAGCCAUAGAGCUGCUUCAGGAAUUUGCAGAUCAGCAUCCAGAAAAUGCCGCUGAAAUUAAGCUUACCAUGGCACAGUUGAAAAUUUCCCAAGGUAAUAUUUCCAAAGCAUGUCUGAUACUGAGAAGCAUAGAAGAGUUAAAGCAUAAACCAGGCAUGGUAUCUGCGUUAGUGACCAUGUACAGCCACGAGGAGGAUAUUGAUAGUGCCAUUGAGGUCUUCACGCAAGCUAUCCAGUGGUACCAAAGCCACCAGCCUAAAUCGCCUGCUCAUUUGUCCUUGAUAAGAGAAGCUGCAAACUUCAAACUCAAAUAUGGACGGAAGAAAGAAGCGAUCAGUGACCUGGAGCAGCUGUGGAAACAAAACCCAAAAGAUAUUCACACCCUGGCGCAGCUCAUUUCCGCUUACUCUCUUGUGGACCCAGAGAAAGCAAAAGCUCUUAGUAAACACUUGCCCUCAUCAGACAGUAUGUCUCUAAAAGUAGAUGUAGACGCUCUCGAGAAUUCUCCUGGUGCUACAUACGUUCGGAAGAAGGGUGGAAAAGUCACUGGAGAUAGUCAACCAAAGGAACAAGGACAGGGAGAUUUGAAAAAAAAGAAAAAGAAAAAGAAAGGAAAGCUUCCUAAGAAUUACGAUCCAAAAGUUACCCCGGAUCCAGAAAGGUGGCUUCCGAUGCGGGAGCGCUCCUACUACCGAGGGAGAAAGAAGGGUAAAAAGAAGGACCAGAUUGGAAAAGGGACGCAGGGGGCGGCCGCCGGAGCUUCCUCUGAACUGGAUGCCAGUAAAACUGUGAGCAGCCCGCCCACCUCGCCCAGGCCUGGCAGCACAGCCACAGUGUCGGCCUCCACGAGUAACGUCAUACCCCCACGGCACCAGAAACCUGCAGGAGCGCCAGCAGCAAAAAAGAGGCAGCAGCAGAAAAAGAAGAAAGGAGGAAAAGGUGGCUGGUGACCAGAGUGCUGUUGUCACAGGCUGUUUUUAAAGCAGUCUCAGUACCACUAGGGACAUAAUAAAGGUAACGCAGCAAGAAGCACAGAAUUCCCUCUCUGACCCCAUUUUCAUGAAAUAACUCCUUACACGUCAAGUAGGAAAGCAUCUUCCUCAAGCUGCCUAAUCAGGUGUGGCCUCCUGUCCGUGGAGCCCUGCAGAUGGUGAAGCCUGGAGCUGACCAAACACUUGCCUCCCUUGCCCUCUGUUCCUCCCUCCCUCCCUUCUCUCCCUCUUUCUGUUAACUUGAUUUUUCCCCCCAUUUCACAAACAAGACAUCUUUUUUAUGGUUUCCAGAAUUUUAACUCCAAGUGUUUCUACUGCUUUCAACUGGAGUCUUAAGACACCUGUUACUUGUCAAGUCUCACCCUAAAUUAUGUCUUAGGAAGCCCAAGGAGACUGAAAAUGGAAUCUUCUGAGCAUUCCAUACAUUUGUUUAGAAAUAUCAUGUGAUGAAGAGAUCUUAAUAAAGCAUUAGUGUUCUCAAAUGAGUGGCCACAAAAAGACUUAAGUAUCUAAAAUAAAUUUAUCCAUAAAUUUUGUCAUGUGAUACUAGAAUUCUGAUAGACUUUUCAUUUAUAUGUCUACAUAUCUGGCUUCUUUGUACCCCUUGUCCUUUUCAAAUUACGUUAGCACCAUUGAGGACCUCAGGAAAACAUACCAAUGUUACAAGUAAUCCCGGUGUUCUGAGAUUAGAUGCAUUUGGAUUGUCUUAAUGAGAAGAUUAAUGGCCCCAUCAAGGACAUAAACUGGUUUUAUUAUUUCAAGAGAAAACAAUAUCAGGAAGUAUUAAAAUCUAACAAGAGUGUUUGGCCCAAUCAAUAGAUACUCGAAUGAUUCCUCUUUCAAGUUUUGUUACCUUUCUCAAAGUCAUGUGUGUUUGAGGCUUAAUGCUGCCCUUGGCUUUCCUUACUGUCCAGCCACUUCAACAUUCAGCAGCUACGGGACACACACUGUGAUGUCUUCCCCUGUUUAGUCUUCAUCUGUGCUGCCCAAACUUAUGGACUUGUUUUUCCUUGUGGUCAUAUUAUUCUGUUUUUAUAAAGUGCUGCUGUCUUUGACUGACCAUAUCUACUGAAACCUCUUGAGAAAGAGUUUUAAAAAGCUUUCUCCUUUUUAAGAAGGGUGCUUCCUGUCUAGCAUAACCAGAAUCUGCAGUGGCAUCUGAAAAGAUGUGAAACUAAGAGUGACUUAUUACCACAUAACACUUCGGAGAGCUACAAAAGCUGACGGGUAUUUACUGCUUUUGAAUACCCUAUUACAAGAAUAAUUGUUUAUAAAUCUGUUAUCUAGGACUCCAUUACAUUUUUGUGGUUAAAGAUAAUUGUUUUUUAGGUUAACUAAGCAAAAGAAUCCUGAUGAAAAUUUCCCAUCUUUGAAAAUUUUGAUCCAAGACACACAAUGAACUACAAACAUGGUACUCUGUUAGUCAUUGCUGUUAUUUCCACACCAUAGAAACAUCUGUUCAAAUAAAACAUUGUCAAAUGAA